Messenger RNA from Orbilia oligospora ATCC 24927, 339 nucleotides. RefSeq lists its product as uncharacterized. Bases 1 to 339 code for a protein of 112 amino acids. The transcript is spliced from 2 exons. NCBI's taxonomy places the organism in Eukaryota, Fungi, Ascomycota, Orbiliomycetes, Orbiliales, Orbiliaceae. The record is from RefSeq and is a predicted model, not a curated record.
AUGACUACCUCCCUAGAUUCUGACCGCCCAAUUCUCGCUCAGCAAAAACAGAUGAUGUCCGAGAAAGCGAAGAGGAGAGCCUCGACUCUCUCCGCUGUUUCCAGCAGUGCUCAGUCGGUUACACCAUCGCAAUACAGCCGAGAAGCUGGUAUCCUAGAAAUCACAAACUGCCUCCACAAACUCGAUGUCCCACGUCUUCAAGAACAACGAUUCGUCUUGACUGAACAAAAGGGUGGUGAAUUGGGAAAACUCGCAUUAGGCGCAAAACUUGAGAGGGCAUUGGGAAGGAGAAUGACUGGACAGGAUGCUGUCUUUAGGAAAAAGAAGGUCCUCCAGUGA